AUGCCCAUUGACCAUGCUGGCCUGACUAUUUUCUUUUCCAUCUUUGCAUUUGCAACAUGUGGCAGCUACUCUGGAGAAUUCAGCCUAAGUGUCGACUGCCCCAACAAAAAUGAAAGCGAUCUCAAUAUAGAAGUGCAGUUCUCAUAUCCCUUCCGGCUCCACCAGGUAUAUUUUGAAGCCCCACUUUGUAAAGGGUCUGAGCGCCGGAAGAUUUUCUUGAUUGGAGACUGCUCCUCCUCUGCUGAAUUCUUCGUCACCAUCGCCGUCUUCGCCUUCCUCUACUCCCUUGCUGCCAUCGUCGUUUAUAUCUUCAUGCAGGACAAAUACAGGGAGAACAACAAGGGCCCCAUGAUUGAUUUUGUUAUCACGGCUGUUUUCACCUUCAUGUGGUUGGUGAGCUCCUGUGCUUGGGCCAAGGGACUGUCUGAUGUCAAGGAGGCCACUGACCCUGACAAUGUGUUCAAAAACAUGGAAGUGUGUGAGACAAAAGGAGUCAAAUGUGAGGAAGUACGGGAGCCAGUCACCUCUGGCCUCAACACCUCUGUGGUCUUUGGCUUCCUGAACUUGGUGCUCUGGCUGGGAAACAUGUGGUUCGUGUUCAAAGAGACAGGCUGGAGUGCACCCUUCAUGAAGUACCCGCCUGCCCAAGAGAAGCCCCCAGCGCCUGACACCUAUGGCGAUACCUACAACCAGGCCCCAGGCUAUGGACAGCAGGACACAUACGGGCAGCAGGGCGGCUACCAGCCCGAUUACAGCCAGCAGGGCUAUGGACAGCAGGGAGACUACGGCCAGCAAGGGGGCUACGUCCAAGGUGGGCCCACUUCCUUCGCAAACCAGAUGUAGGCGGGUCCCUGCCCCCAGUAGGAGGCACUGUGAGGAGGAGGCCGCCAUCCUGUCCCUGCCCCCCUUGUCUCCUUGUGCAGGGAAAAGCGGGGGCUGGUGGGUGCUCGUACUGGGAGGGGGCUGGCAGGGUCCCCCCCCAGGAUGAAUGUAGAUGUU
Molecule: messenger RNA, 999 nt
Organism: Varanus komodoensis (Komodo dragon)
Lineage: Eukaryota; Metazoa; Chordata; Lepidosauria; Squamata; Varanidae
Gene: SYP
Product: synaptophysin
Exons: 6
Coding region: 1-843 (280 amino acids)
Cellular component (GO): synaptic vesicle; synaptic vesicle membrane; presynaptic active zone
Source: RefSeq, a predicted model, not a curated record